Messenger RNA from Fundulus heteroclitus (mummichog), 1560 nucleotides. RefSeq names its product RNA binding motif protein 17 (gene rbm17). Gene Ontology annotation, cellular component: precatalytic spliceosome. The record is from RefSeq and is a predicted model, not a curated record. Gene Ontology annotation, biological process: mRNA cis splicing, via spliceosome; alternative mRNA splicing, via spliceosome. Gene Ontology annotation, molecular function: RNA binding. The coding region runs from base 127 to 1413 and encodes 428 amino acids. NCBI's taxonomy places the organism in Eukaryota, Metazoa, Chordata, Actinopteri, Cyprinodontiformes, Fundulidae. The transcript is spliced from 13 exons.
CUCCCUUUUGUUGUACUUCCGCUGCUGUCGUUGUGCCACAGGCAGGUUACAGCGAGGGGGGUAGGUAAAGCAAAGGCGCUGCUUAAGCAUUGUGUUUUGCAGGAAACCGCAGCACUGAUCGGGACCAUGUCGCUUUACGAUGAUCUUGGUGUUGGUGCAAGUGACACCAAAACCGAAGGCUGGUCCAAGAACUUCAAGCUGCUCCAGUCUCAGCUGAAAGUGAAGAAGGCGGCCCUGACCCAGGCUAAGACUCAGCGGAUGAACAAGACCACUGUUUUAGCUCCUGUUAUUGAUCUGAAGAGGGGAGGAUCCAGUGAUGACCGACUCAACACAGACACGCCUCCACACACCGCUAUUGGGCUAAAGGAUGCGGUUCCCAGCGGUUUCUCCUCCGGGGACGUGCUGAUCCCGCUGGCAGACGAGUACGACCCCAUGUUCCCCAACGACUAUGAGAAGGUGAUGAAGCGUCACAGAGAAGAGCAGCAGCGUAAGAGGGAGCAGGAGCGGCAGAAGGAGAUUGAAGAGAGAGAAAAGAGGAGGAAGGAGAGACACGAAGGUGGCGCGCCGAGCGGUUUCUCUCGUUUCCCGGCAACAGAGGAAGACUCAGAUGAGGAAGAAGAGUAUGAAAAAGAGUGGAGGAAACGAAGUAUUGGCGGAGCAGCUAUUGCCCCUCCUUCAUCACUUGUGGACAGAGAUGGUAAAUGUGAUGACCCAUCAGGCCCCCCUUCAUUCUCCUAUGAAGAUGAAGGUCGUCCUCCCCGAGGUGCAAAGGCAGCCAUCCCUCCUCCAAUUUAUGAGGACUCAGACCGGCCACGUUCACCGCCCGGGCCCACCAGCUCGUUCCUGGCCAACAUGGGGGGUACAGUGGCCCAUAAGAUUAUGCAGAAGUAUGGCUUCAAAGAAGGCCAGGGGCUUGGUAAGCACGAGCAAGGCCUGAGCACGGCGCUGUCUGUGGAGAAGACCAGCAAGAGGGGUGGGAAGAUCAUCAUUGGGGAUGCUACAGAAAAACCAGGGUCGAGCCAGUCAGGGGCUGCUGAUACGUCCAUCGGAGGCUCUACAGCGGACUCUUCCAAGAAGUCGGAGGCCAACCCACUGACGGAGAUCCUGAAAAACCCGACCAAAGUGGUUCUGCUGAGGAACAUGGUGGGUCGAGGGGAAGUGGACGAAGACUUGGAGGGGGAGACGAAAGAAGAGUGCGAGAAAUACGGCAAAGUGGUUAAAUGUGUCAUUUUUGAGAUUGCUGAAGUGCCUGAUGAUGAAGCAGUCAGGAUAUUCCUGGAGUUUGAGCGGGUGGAGUCGGCCAUCAAAGCCGUUGUGGAUCUAAACGGACGUUAUUUUGGAGGUCGAGUCGUCAAGGCCUGCUUCUACAAUCUAGACAAGUUUCGGGUUUUGGAUCUUGGAGAGCAAGUGUGAUAUCUCCACCAGAAGCUCAGCAAACACCCUGUACCCCACUUGUACAUAAUUAUUUUUAUAAACAGCAGUGUAAAUGUAGUGAUAAGGAUUCAAUCUAAUGUUUGUGAUUAUUAAAUGCCUUUCUGUCAAGUAAAAGGUAUAAUGGAA